Messenger RNA from Oryzias melastigma (Indian medaka), 922 nucleotides. Its product is annotated as transcription and mRNA export factor ENY2-2. The record is from RefSeq and is a predicted model, not a curated record. NCBI's taxonomy places the organism in Eukaryota, Metazoa, Chordata, Actinopteri, Beloniformes, Adrianichthyidae. The coding region runs from base 281 to 568 and encodes 95 amino acids. The transcript is spliced from 5 exons. Gene Ontology annotation, molecular function: chromatin binding; transcription coactivator activity. Gene Ontology annotation, cellular component: nuclear pore; DUBm complex; SAGA complex. Gene Ontology annotation, biological process: regulation of transcription by RNA polymerase II; poly(A)+ mRNA export from nucleus; positive regulation of DNA-templated transcription.
CGGAAUCUUAUACGAGUCGUACGAGAUUCGUGUCCGCUCUUUUUCAGCGUCCUCUGAGUGUUGUCCAUUGACAUGAAUAUCAGACGGCCUUAUUAAACGGUAUAUGGUGUUAUCUUUAAUUAAACUAACUGUAACAUAUACGUAUACACAUAUUUAAAACCUCUCUGAUGUACUUGGCUCUGGCGUGACUGACGGUCACCGUGUUUGCAUGCAGUUUAUAGUCCGACGCUGUUCUGGAGUGAAACGCGUUUGAGUCCUUUCUGAGGAAACAUCAAGCAGAAUGAAUAAAGAGUCCAGAUUGAAAGCGACCAUCAACCAGAGGCUGACGGAGCUGGGGGAAAGGGAGAGAUUGAAGGAGUUACUGAGAGCCAAGCUGACUGAAUGUGGAUGGAAGGACCAGAUGAAGGCUCACUGCAAAGAGGUCAUCAGAGAAAAGGGUUUGGAGCAUGUCACAGUGGAGGAUCUGGUUGUUGAGAUCACGCCUAAAGGAAGAGCUUUGGUGCCAGACAGCGUCAAGAAGGAGCUGCUUCAAAGAAUAAGAGCUUUCUUGGCUCAGCACGCUGCAUAAUUUGGACCCUUCAUCAGAACCUUUGCCAGAACUGUUGUGAUCCACAUUCGCAGGUGUUUGUAAGCGCUCUACUUGGACUUUCAAACACUGUAGUUUGAUUAUUAUUCAUUUUCAGCGACUGACUGCUUGUUAUUAAGAGUUCAUUUGCUGCAUUUCCUGGUGUUAGUACAGGACUAGUCCUGAUUUGUGUCUUGCGGAGUAAUCUGCUGAAGUAUCAUCAAGUCUUGGACUGCAGCAUCUUGGGGGUUUUUUCUAGAUCAUUGAAAUACUGCAAGAAGCAUGCCAACCUUUACACCUGUUUGUAGUUUUCAUGUUGAGGUUGAUUGUUUGAAUAAAGACUUUUACAGUCCUUUA